GACAAAUUAGAAGUCACUCACCUCCAUUCGAUCAUUGGCAUGCUACAAGUCUACACGGUAUUUUGCUUCUAGACGAUUGCAUCACACCUUAUAGUUGCUUGCUGUGUGAUCGCUAGCUGCUACAUAGCAUAACAUACAUUGUAGUAUGGCAAGACAAUAAUGUUCCGAGCGAAGGUCUUAUGGGGCAAUGCUGCUUCAUUGAAUUCUCGCCCUUCUCCCUUUGACAAUGACUACGACGAAAGUGAGGUGGACGAUGACAUUAGCGCCGUGGUAGAAACUUCCAAGCCCCCAGGACUGGUCGGUAUUGUCUUUGGUUUCAUGUUUGAAGAGUCGUUGACAGACCCCGACCAUUUGGACGAUGAGAUAUUGCGCGUCCACAAGACGAGUCAGCAGCCAACGCCAACGUUGUGGAAUGCGCUCAACACUCCCUUAUUCAUUGCCUACGCUCUCACUACGGCCGCCACGGCAGUUCCAGCCACUCUCAUUCCUGCCAUGAGCGAAUCACUCCAAUUAUUGGACGACAAUACACCGGCAUCUUUUGCUCCCCGUGUUACUGCCUCGGCCGUCAUGGGAACUGCCUUUGGAAAGUUCAUUUUGAGUUCCAUGGGAGAUAUCUGUGGCGCACGACGAACGGCGGUAGUCUGUGCCAUACUCAUGUCGGCGUCCUUACUGGCGCUCAGUCUGUGUCGCACGGCCAAGGCGGCCUAUUGGGCCUGUUUUUUUGUCGAGUUCUUCCAAGCCGUUCAAUGGCCCUGCAUUAUUGUCAUUUUGGCCACGCAUUAUCGACGGCAUGGCAAUGCUGCCUACGAAGGAGGAAUUUUUGUCACUUCUCUGGCAUCCCGAUUUGGAGUUUUGGUCGGCAUUCCAACAUCAUCUCUGUUGUUACGCAACACCAAAUGGCGCUGGGUGGCGGCCAUGGCGGCAUGGACGGGAAUGGUCGCAUCCUCCAUUCUCUACUUGUUCGUAUGGGAUUCUGCCACAAAAACCGAUGAUCCACAAAAUCCCAUUGAUCCACAACUGUUGGCACAAUACAAACGAAAACAACCGACUCUGGCCAAUGUCAUUUCCCUGCUCCUGGCUAUUUUUCAACGAAAUGUGGCACCAUCUCUCAAACACGUCCUCAAGAGCCCGGCAUUCUACAUUAUGGCCAUUGCUCAUACGGGUUCUUCGGCGGUACGAACGUCGGAACGCAUUCUCGGUUCCUACUAUCUCGAUACAUCACUCAAUACACUCUCCGAAAAUCGGGCCGGGGGAUUGGCCGUGUUUCUGUCGUUUGGAACCAUACUGGGCUUGACGGUAGCGGGAAAUGUCUACACGCGAGGCACCGAACGACAACGAAAACGAUUGGUGACACGACUCUACUUUUCCACCAUUGCGUCCUGUUAUGUCCUGGCCAUUCUGGCCAUUCCGUGGCUGCGCACUACGUUGAAUGCUCCAUCCCUCGUGUUGAUCUUUCAAGUCAUGGCGACCUUUGUCAUGGGCUUUUCCAUUGCCGUACAGCUCUAUCAUAUUCCGUCUCUGGUCGGCGCCACGUUUGGCUGUGACAAGGGAUUGUACGCGGGAUACACGGAUGGAGUCGCCUAUGCACUUUCGUCAUUGUUGUGGAGAGUGGUGGGAAACUCGGUGCAAACCGAUGGAUCGGCGGGAGCUGGAUGGGCAUACGGGUGGGCCGCAGUGGCUCUUAUUCUCAUUAUCUCUGCCAUUUUCAUGGUGGAGUUUAUGGAACAUUACUUUGUCCGGCCGGGAGCAAGGACGGCUGGAGGGUACGAAACGAUCAUGUUUGCCUAACAUGACUAACAUACAUGACAAUGACAAGUGAGAUCUCCUUGGAUCGAAUCAGCAAUCCACCCACUAUUGCCAGGCAGCCUACAUACGGUGAACAGCGAACCGACACUGUCUGUCCUUUGGAUACUCAUAAUGCCCUCUUGCCCAGGAAUGCCAGGAUCAACAUCAGUGUUGCACUGAAUAAAACAACUGACAGGCAAUCUAAUAUUGUCAGGUCUUGAGGCUGGGCCCUCGAAAAUAUACCGCACAUGCUGUCGCCGGCUAGAUCUAUCUAGCCAGCUUCGCUUUCCUGCUGUUGCUUGCCACUCAAGUGGCGGCCACUGGGACUGGUUCGCGCUGACUUAUUAGUUUUGGCUUUUCCCUUGUAAAACUCUAGAGUCGGCACUAUCUAGCUAGCUCUAAUCGAUCAAGUGUCAAGCCAAUAAAGUCUUUGGCUCAAGCCUGCGUUUGCUCUUGCUUCGUCGUCUGCCUGGUUGGACUUGAAUCGUCUCCCGAGAACUGCAUGGGUCCCAGAUAUCGCCCGGAAUGCAUAACUCCAAGGAACACCGGCGAAGUUACUAUGGGUUAGAGAGGACUAUGGUGAGGAUGGGUUGCAGAGGAGGGCAGGAUGCAAGAACGCGAGCAACAAAAAGGGCUCGGCUGGUUCCUUCAAUGCCGCGGGGGGGCUUGAUUCAGGCUGCCGAAGGCAUGAGCCCUCAACGAGUUUGAUUUUGAUUGGCAGUAGCUACGUCGUAGGCAAGCCAGGCUAGCUGGCUGCAGCUGUAGACCUAGCUAGCCAGCCAUCUGUUUUUCUUUUGGUAGUCUACUUCUAUUAGGGUUAUGGCUAAAAACUGUGACACACAAACGGACAAACCAACAAAUAGACAAACAGACAAACAUCCAAACAAAAUUCACAAGGG
Molecule: messenger RNA, 2684 nt
Organism: Seminavis robusta
Lineage: Eukaryota; Bacillariophyta; Bacillariophyceae; Naviculales; Naviculaceae
Source: the annotation of a GenBank genome assembly